AUGGCCAUGGACGUUAACACGGAAUCGUUAAUAGACAACGGCUCGUUGCUCUUCGACGCUACCGGUUACUCGAUAAUGGAGACGGAGCUGGGCAGUGGUCUGAGCGAAGACGCUGAAGCCGCCGUCGAUUGGUUCUUGACGCUGACAUUGGUGGUCAAGACUUUCCUGAUGGGUCUCAUCAUCGCCGCCUCCAUUUUCGGCAACCUGCUCGUCAUCAUUAGCGUGGCCCGCUUCCGCAAAUUGCGCAUCAUCACCAACUAUUUUGUUGUGUCGCUGGCCAUGGCCGACAUCCUGGUCGCAUUGGUCGCUAUGGGCUUUAACGCCAGCGUCAUCAUCUUCGGUCAAUGGAUAUUUAGCUACGCCAUGUGUGAUAUCUGGAACAGCUUCGACGUCUAUUGCUGCACCGUCUCCAUUUUGCACCUGUGCUGCAUCAGUGUCGAUCGCUAUUACGCCAUCUCGCAGCCUCUCAUGUACCCAAUGAAAAUCACGCGCAAAAAAGUGGCCGUCAUGCUGGCCAACAUCUGGACUUGGCCUGCCCUUAUCUCCUUUUUCCCCAUAUUCCUCGGAUGGUACACGACGGAUGAGCACCAAUUGUACCGCGAAAAAAAUCCGCACAGUUGCCGCUUUGUCGUCAACAAAGUCUACGCUCUCAUCUCGUCGAGUAUCUCAUUCUGGAUCCCGUGCACCAUUAUGCUCUACACUUAUUACCGCAUCUAUGAGAUGGCCUCCAGGCAGGAGAAGAUGUUGCUCAAAAACGCCGAUGCGGCUCUGUUGUUCCGCCAGCAGAACCAGCGCAGGAGCGCUGAAAUGGAACAGCAUCAAAUCCACCACAUUCAGCAACAAAAUCAGGAUGGCGCCAGCAUUACGACAGCCGUAGGUGCAGCCAUUAACGGACCCAACAGUGGAAUCCUUCCGGCUAUCCAAGUGACCAAACCGGACGUUCUGCUCGAAGUGAACGGCAAAGCGCAGCAGCAGCAGCAGAACGGAACACCAAUCUCUUCGUCUCCGCCGCCUCCACCGCCGGAAAAUAAGCGCAUCAGCGCUGGUGAUCGCAGCGCUUUGCUGGACAGUGCAUCGGACGCGAAUCGCUACCAGUGUCGUGACGAGACGUGUAGCAACACGCCGACAAUAAGCAAAGACAGUAAACACUUGCAAAAAAUCCGCCGUGAGCACAAAGCCGCCCGGACGUUGGGUAUCAUCAUGGGCGCCUUUGUCUUGUGCUGGUUACCGUUUUUCAUCUGGUACCUGAGCGUCACGCUGUGCGGCGACAUGUGCUACUGUCCCGACAUCGUCGUCGAGGUCCUCUUCUGGAUCGGUUACUUCAAUUCGACUCUCAAUCCGCUGAUCUACGCCUAUUUCAACAAAGACUUCCGGGAAGCCUUCCGCAACACUUUGGUGUGCGUCUUUUGCACGCGGUGCCAGGAUCCGCGCGAGCAGCAACGCGACCAACUGGCCGCCCUCGGUUUCCACCAGCAGCAGCAGCAGCACGGCAAGAAUAAUUUAGGCCGUUUGAGCGUAGCGUCAGCCGAGAAUCAAACGAGUAGGACGAUCAGGCAUUCCAGUGGCGAUACCAUCGCCGGCAUUGAGAGGAUCGAUCACAAGCGGCUCAGUGGGGUCGCCGUCCAGAAUCUCUAAGGAAAAAUGAAUAAAAAUGAAAUAAAGACUGGAUGAAACACAAAUUUCGUUGUUAAAUCGAAUGAUCAAUGUGCAGACUGAAUAACGAGAUUGCAUUUUAUUUUAUUUUUUUGUUCCCCGUUAGAGUGAAAAGACAAAAUCCAAUUGAAUUCACAAGGAAGCAAGGCGCAGAGAGAUUUCCGCCUCUUGUUUCGAUUUUACAUUUCGUGUAAUAGGAAAAAAUAAUUUAACUUUUGGUCAUCCAUUUCGUUGUGGAUUGGACAUCAUUCCCACUUGUCUUCGACCCUCGACAAUUGUUGGUACUAAAUUACAGGGACCCCAAACGACGUGUACAUACUGCAGUAUUACAGGGUGAAAGACAACAUUUCCUAAAUAUCGAUCCGGUUUUUCCUAAUCUUUUUUUUUUUUUUGAGAUCAUUUAAGGAAAUGACAGGCAAACCCUUCACCUACCACACCCUCAAAGAAUUAUGGUGUUAUAAUCACAUAAUCUUUUUCCAUUUUUUUUUGUACAUAUAAAACAAUAAAAUAAAAUCGAAGAGAAAAAAAAUGGGGAAAGAUACGCGCUUAUAUUUCUCGACAUAUGACGAUAUAUUUUCAAAUAAAAUGGAUAUUAUACCCACCGGUAUUAUGACGUGUGUUAGGCAUCAAAGCCCUGCUCUGUUGUGCAUUUGGAAUCGUAAUUUUUUAAAAAUAAUUUUAGUAAUAAUAAAAAAAUUAAUACGGCAAAGAUCCGCUCGACCUCUCAAGUGUGUGAUUGCGGAAAAAUGGGGAAAAAGGAAGCCGUCAGAAACGUCACAAUGAUUUAUCCCCUUUUUUCCUUCGGAUUUUUUCAGUUUUUUUUUUUUUUAAAUCAAAAGUUCAAAUGUUUUUCUAUUUAUUACCGAAAAAAGAAAAAAGAAAAAAAACUUAACGGCAAUGCAUCCGACUUUAAUUGAAAUUAGCGCCAAGUGUAAUUUGAUAGCACAUCCCCCCCUCCUAGUCAAUUCCUUUAUAAGUUUACACACACACAUACCAAAAUGUUCAGAAAAAUCACGUCGCUGCGCGCCAUUGUUUCCCGUUAAUUCGAUUGUUCGCCAUUUUGCUAUUUGAUCCUUGUAUAAGCUCUCGUCAGUCUCGCAAACACACAAGCGAUUUAAAAAAUAAAAAAUGUUUAUGGUACUCCUCCAAUGUUUUUGUGAUUGCAUCACCAUCGUUGCUUGAUAUGACAUGUACGACUUCUCUUUCUAUUUCACCCGCAUCCCCCCCCCCUCCAUCAUGAUGAAAAAAAUGAAACGUCUCGCUGCGCAAAACCCGAAAAAUUAGAGACACUGGGCGAGUUUUUUUUUUUUUUUUUUGCCUACACAUUAUAUGGGGAAUUUAUAAAAACACCUCUUUGUACAUGAUUCCGUUCUGUUUCUAUAUAUGGUGUAUGUGUACAUAUAUAUACAAGUUACGUCUAUACUAUGACACGGAUUAAAUUUAAUCAAAUAAAAGAAAAAAAAACAAUAAAAUUCUACAAACUA
Daphnia magna is the source of this 3137-nucleotide messenger RNA. Its product is annotated as octopamine receptor beta-2R. Gene Ontology annotation, molecular function: octopamine receptor activity. Lineage: Eukaryota; Metazoa; Arthropoda; Branchiopoda; Diplostraca; Daphniidae. Gene Ontology annotation, cellular component: membrane. Gene Ontology annotation, biological process: adenylate cyclase-activating adrenergic receptor signaling pathway. The record is from RefSeq and is a predicted model, not a curated record.